Talaromyces proteolyticus is the source of this 2406-nucleotide messenger RNA. Its product is annotated as putative SWI-SNF complex subunit. Gene Ontology annotation, molecular function: transcription coregulator activity. Gene Ontology annotation, biological process: regulation of transcription by RNA polymerase II; chromatin remodeling. Bases 1 to 2406 code for a protein of 801 amino acids. The transcript has 2 exons. The record is from RefSeq and is a predicted model, not a curated record. Gene Ontology annotation, cellular component: nucleus; nuclear chromosome; SWI/SNF complex. Lineage: Eukaryota; Fungi; Ascomycota; Eurotiomycetes; Eurotiales; Trichocomaceae.
AUGCCUUCGCCCGGCGUAUCCGACCGGGAUCUCUCGCAUUCGGUCUUUCCAACUGGCGACUCACUUUCUCCCGGCUCUCAUAAUGGACAGCCGCCAACUUCGCUAGACGACACAAGGCCUGAGCCUUCCAGCGCAUCGCAAGACAAGGACGCCAAUGGUUCAGAGAUAGAUUCGAUCUCUGAAUCAAAGCAAAAUGCCAAAGCUCUACUUGCUGCAUCCGGCCUAUCGUCCGCUCAAAAUCACAAUGCCGAUGACCAUCCGUCUCCGGCAAAUGGCACCAACGGUAUUAAUGCCAGUCGCAAAAGAUCCCGAUCAGGCUCCGUCAUCGCCACUGUUGCUACAGAACAUCUUCCGGUACGCGUGCGAGAAACACCAGCUGACAAAAUACUCAUAGAGCAAUAUGUCUAUCGCGAGUUUCAGCACAAUGCCCUGGCAGCUACCCGCCACUCCAGCCAAGAUAUUCUUCAGCAAAAACGCGUCGAGCGAGACCAUCUGUUAGCCCUACGUCGAGAGGCCCAAAUGAACCCCGCCGCCCUAUACGGUACUGGCUACGAAGGCUUUGGCAAUGCGCGAACAGACCUAAAGAAUCAACACCCUCAAUUACUCUACCCGUCUAAUCGGCGCCGACCAGGAGGGAGAAAGGCCAGAGAACUGCGUGUAUCGAGGAAGGACCUCAAAGCGCAAGGCGAAUUAAAAGAAGAUUUGGUUCCAAUUCGUCUGGACUGUGAUUGGGAGAAGGUUAAGAUCCGUGACACUUUUACAUGGAAUCUUCAUGAUAGAGUGACUUCUCCCGAGCUAUUUGCGGAGAAACUGGUUGAAGAUCUGGGCCUUGCACUUGAAACAUCUGCGCCUUUGAUCCGACAAAUUACGCAAAGUAUUCAGGAACAAUUAGGUGACUACUUCCCACACGUUUUCAUGGAAGAAGAGGCCCUUGACCCUCAUCUGCCAUACGAUGCAUAUAAAAAUGAUGAAAUGCGAAUUUUGGUAAAACUGAAUAUCACGAUUGGUCAACACACCUUAGUUGAUCAAUUUGAAUGGGAAAUCAACAACCCUUACAAUUCCCCCGAGGACUUUGCUUUGCAAAUGACUAAUGAUCUAUCCCUGUCCGGUGAAUUCACCACUGCCAUUGCCCAUUCGAUUCGAGAACAAGUUCAGCUUUUCACCCGGUCCCUAUACAUCACGGCACACCCAUUUGAUGGACGCCCCGUUGAUGAUCCAGACCUUAAAACCGCUUUUUUACCUUCUCCAAUUACCUCCACAUUUCGACCAUUUCAAGCUGCGAAAGAAUACACCCCAUACCUCUACGAGCUCAAUGAGGCAGAACUUGAGCGAACCGAAGUCUCAAUAUCCCGAGAGCAAAGGCGACAGAAGCGAUCUGUCAAUCGUCGUGGUGGCCCAGCUCUUCCAGACCUGAAAGAUCGCCAACGUACCAUUCGCACAAUGGUUGUGUCCUCUGUCAUACCGAACAGUGCUUCUUCACUUGACGAAACACAUCUGUUCAAACGAUCGGGGACUGGUCGGACGAGACGCUCAGGUGCAGGACAACGAGAUGGGAUCGACGAUUCUGAUCUGUCAGAUAGUGAUGAAUCUUCCGUUGGUUCACCAGCAAUCGGGGUUCACCUGGCCCAAGGCACUGCCCGUACAAGAGGAAUGAGAGGGGCGGCAUCCGCCGCCCAAGCGGCUCUAAGAGCCAAUUUCACCCACUCGGCCACUCCAGAGCCAUCUCACCAUGAGACCAGAGUUCCACGGCGACGAGACUACAGAGAGGAAAGUUCGGAGGAGCCAGAGAAACUUAUCGUCAGACUCAAGAUUUCCAAAGAAAGGUUUAAAUUCUUUUUGCAAGAUCAAAGGAAUCGAAAACAGCCUUCGACGCCUAAUCUCCCAGGGCAUACAAUGUCUAAAAGCAAUACUCCCCAUUUACAGACCCCUAUCCAGAGCGUAAUGCCGCCUCCAAGUGCACAACACCAAAACGCCACUCCAAUACGAUCCAGCAACGCAAGCAGUGCGGCACAUUCUCACGCUCCAGCACCACAGAUUGGAGCUAUUGAUGCUCCGCCACCUACCCAAACUGGACCUCCACCGCCUGCUCCAGCUUGGCUUGCCUCUGGGUUAGAAAGGCUCAAACGAAAUUACCCUAACGACCAAUUUGAGGGUGUAAUGCGAUACUCUGCAAUCGACACGACAACGAUGACGCCAGUACCGAAUCCCAGUACAACGCAACCUGAUCCAAGAAUAAAGUACCAGUAUUUACCUCGAAUACGUUGUCUCGACUGUCCCGGGAAGCUGUAUACACCCGGGCCUAGUAUGACAGUCGAUAACUUUGAAGUCCACCUAAGAAACCGACAACACAAAGAGCGCGUGGAAGAAAGAUUAGCACGAACCGGGGGAUCAUCCGCACCGUCAUAA